GUCCGCCGUCCGACUACGGCCAGUUUCCAUAGGCAGCUGUGGAGAUGAUCAAUCGCAAAUCUCUUGACGGCGCGGCAUCCAGCACCAAGGCUCUCUGAAAAAAAUCGAAAAAAGGUAGAUUAGUAGCGCCUCUUGUUCCCCUUGUCGUUGCGAUUUUCUCGCUCUCACCCUAGCUUUGGGAAAUUUUCUGUAGUUUGACACCAGUACCACUACCAGCACAGGCCUAUGAGCAGCAGCUGCAAGUUAGGGGAAAGGGAAACAGCUGGGAAAAUGCGUCUUCAAGAAGAAGAUGAUACUUCUACUGCUAAUGACAGGUUAAGCCACCUUCCAGAACCCAUUCUCCAUCACAUUCUUUCAUUUCUAGACACCAAAUCCGCUGUUCAAACCUCUGUAUUGUCCCAUGCGUGGAGAUGCACUUGGAGACAUGUCCCUGUUCUCGAUUUCGUUAGCCUUUCGUUUGAGGAAUAUGGGAGUUUCGUUAGCUUUGUGGACAAGGUUUUGUCUCUUCGAUAUCCCCUCAAUCUCUGUAAGGUCAGCUUCAUCGACAAAGUGGUUCUGAAUGAUGAAGAACAUAAUAAGCAUUGGAGGUUCCCGAGGGUUGUAGAAUAUGCCCUCGCCCAUAAUGCUCAACAUUUGGUGGUCGUUAUGGAGAGGCCUUGGUGGAUCCAGGAGAGUUGUUUGUUUAGCUCAGGCUUGAAUUGCAACCUCAAGACUCUAGAAUUAACAUAUGCAUUCCUCGACCGCGUUGGAUUUGGAUCUUCUGUUUUUCAGUCGAUGACAACUCUGCAUUUGCACGUUUGCUUUCUGCAUUCUGAGGAGGAUCUCGUAUGUGUUCCUAACUUUCCCUGUCUGGAGAAUUUGGUCUUGAGUGCCUGCCGAGGCCCCAUUCUUCGUCCAGACCAUCAGAGUAUAAAGAUAUCCGGGGUCCGCUUGCUCAGCUUGAAACUAACAGGAUGCUUUUUUACCAAGAUUGAUGUAUCUGCACCAUGUCUGAAAUUCUUCACUCUUGACGAUGCAAUGGUCCCUCUUGGGUUCUCAGAGUUGAGCCUUCCGUCACUCGAUUAUGCUGAUAUUCGGAUGAACAGAACUGCGGACCUAUAUUUAAUUGCCUUGUUCUUUGGUUUGCACAAUGCAAAAUCUCUGACGCUGGAUUCAAAAACCAUCCAGGAAGUGAGUAAGUUCAACAAUCUGGAACAUCUACCGUCUCCCUUUACUAGACUGAAGUAUCUGAAUGUGCAAUCCAGCACCAUACCUUACAAAGUGGCCACUUACUUUCUUAAAGGAUCACCAGAUACAGAGCCAAAUAUCGAGUUCUUACCAAAUGGUACCCAAGAAGAUCCAUGAUGAAUUGCCCGAACAACAGCGGUCGAAGGGAUUCAAGUCCUCGAUCUUGGUGUCCAAUAGUGUAUCAUGCUAAGAGUUGUCAAUCGCUUUCCUCAGGAUCCUCUGGUGAAGAACCGGCUUCUAGACAUAAUUAGGUGUUACUAUGAGUAUGAACUCAAUUUCCAGUGAAUGUUUGGUUAAUAAAUGAAGUGAAUGUAA
Linum trigynum is the source of this 1542-nucleotide messenger RNA. The record is from the annotation of a GenBank genome assembly. NCBI's taxonomy places the organism in Eukaryota, Viridiplantae, Streptophyta, Magnoliopsida, Malpighiales, Linaceae.